Messenger RNA from Monopterus albus (swamp eel), 819 nucleotides. It is a transcript of the gene rgs9bp, whose product is annotated as regulator of G protein signaling 9 binding protein. Lineage: Eukaryota; Metazoa; Chordata; Actinopteri; Synbranchiformes; Synbranchidae. The record is from RefSeq and is a predicted model, not a curated record. Bases 1 to 819 code for a protein of 272 amino acids. The transcript has 4 exons.
AUGUCACUUGUAAAUAACAAAGUGGGAGAUAACUGUAUGGCUGGCACAGACGAGGUGCUGGCUGAUGGAAAGGCUCAGGUGGAGUCUCUGAUAAAGGUGGUUGCAUGCUACCGGCACUUGGCCUCAUAUGUUGGUGGGUGGACAGAUAGCCUGCAGUUGCGGGAUGAGGUGCAACAAACACAGAAAAAAGCCCAAAAGUUGGCUGUGAUCAUUUGUCAUCAUCUGACCUCACAUCUUCAGGAUAAGAGCUUACCUCAAGAGAAGCGUAAGGAGAUGGAGCUCCUAUGGGUGGCCUUCUCCUCCAGCCUGGAGCUCCUCCAUGUUGACAUGUGCAAAGUUUUCCAUAUUGGCAACACUUUCUCUCUGCCCAGUUUUGUUAACCUUGUACAAACUGGCAUUCAAGGAGGGGGAAGCGAGAUUGCUGCUCGGGCACUCAAUCUGUCAGACCCGAACCAAGCUCAGCGGUUAACACCUCCUGCUGGCAUAGACGAUGCUGAGCAUAGCACCAUGGAGCAAGAGAUCAGCCAGAUUGGCCACAUGAUUGAUGACAUGGAGAUGAAAGUGAGUGUGCUGCACUGGGUGGUGGAGCCCCAUGGGCCACAGCGUGCUGAACCACUCAGCAGCACUGAUAGCACUUCCCUGGCACUGCUCUCCAUGGAUGAAGAGCAGUCUGGACACCAGCCUUUAUACCAGCAAACUUUGCGGCACUUCUGUCUGGCCACACAAGUUCUAGUGCCAAGCCAGGGUUCCAUCCUAGUUUUAGGCCGCACGAUUUUCAUCGGGGCCACAGAGUCCAGUAUAAGGCUGCAAGAGGAUUGA